CCCUCCCCUGCCCUCCUCCCGCCGGCCGGCCGCGGUGGCACCGCCUGGGCCAGGAGGCCUUGCGGGCCCCUUUGCCGAUUCGAGAGUGGGCGGCUGGGCGCGGGGGAAAAGGAGAUACCAUCAGCAAGAUGCCGGACGUCAAGGAGUGUGAACCCUUGAAGGACCCCGGCAAUGCAGAGUGCGGGUCCUGUAAGCCCGAAACACCAGGACACACCCAAGAGGACAAGAACGGCCCGAAGGACAGCUCUCUCGAUCUGAUGGAUACAGUUAACGAAGUUUCCAAGCUGAGCAUUGCACAUGAGAUUGUGAUGAAUCAUGAUUUCCACAUGGAAGAGAAGGUUUUACCUCCAAAUAGUCUGGAAAGCAAGGUCAAGGAGACAAUGCACAACGCCUUUUGGGACCAUCUUAAAGAACAGCUAUCAGCAUCUCCUCCUGACUUCACUUGUGCUCUUGAACUUCUGAGAGAAAUUAAAGAGAUCUUGCUAUCACUGCUAUUACCACGCCAGAACCGCCUAAGAAGUGAGAUCGAAGAAGCUCUGGACAUGGACCUCCGCAAGCAGGAAGCAGAACAUGGGGCCCUGGAUGUUCCUCAUCUCUCUAAGUACAUUCUCAACAUGAUGACUUUGUUGUGUGCACCUGUUCGAGAUGAAGCAGUGCAGAAACUAGAGAACAUUACAGAUCCUGUUCAGUUACUGAGAGGAAUCUUCCAGGUUUUGGGCCUGAUGAAAAUGGACAUGGUAAACUACACCAUCCAGAGCCUUCGGCCCCACCUGCAGGAACACUCCAUCCAGUAUGAACGUGCUAAAUUCCAGGAACUCCUUGACAACCAGCCUAGCCUUCUUGAUUGCACCACCAAAUGGCUAACCCAAGCAGCAGCAGAUCUCACCACGCCACCUCCAACUUCCCCUGACACUUCCGACUCCUCCAUUGUGGCCUGCCCCUCUCCAAAUGAGGCAGUCAACAACCCGGCACCCCUCAGCCCCACCAUGGUGCUAUCCCAGGGCUUCCUGAACCUCCUCCUUUGGGACCCUGAAAAUGAAGAGUUCCCUGAGACCCUGCUCAUGGACAGAACCCGGCUGCAGGAACUGGAGUCCCAGUUACACCAGUUAACAGUCCUGGCCUCAGUUUUGCUGGUGGCCAGUAGUUUUUCUGGCAAUGUUCUAUUUGGCUCACCCCAGUUUGUGGAUAAACUGAAGCGCAUAACCAAAGCCCUGACAGAGGAAUUUAACUCCAGGCCUGAGGAGGCUAUGCUGACUGUGAGUGAACAGGUGUCUCAGGAAAUCCAUCAAAGUCUCAAGAGCAUGGGCCUUGCUGCUUUGAGCAGUGACAACACAGCAUCUCUGAUCGGACAGCUCCAGAACAUCGCCAAGAAGGAGAACUGUGUCCGCAGUGUCAUUGAUCAGAGGAUCCGUUUAUUUCUCAAAUGCUGUUUGGUUCUUGGGGUGCAGCGGUCUCUGUUAGACCUCCCUGGAGGCCUUACUCUCAUUGAGGCAGAGCUGGCAGAACUGGGCCAGAAGUUUGUCAGCCUGACACAUCACAAUCAGCAGGUAUUUGGCCCUUACUACACUGAUAUCCUAAAGACACUCAUCCCCCCAGCCCAGGGACUGGAAACAAAAAUGGAGUCUCUCUGAUAGCACUAGCUAUCAAGCCUUGGCACCUUGGAUGCAGGAGAGAGGCCCACCAUCUUUCUGGAGUGACAUUACCAGUGGCCGACAGAGCAACCAGCCCUCCUUCCCUCCUGCAACCAGGGCUUUAGGGUCAACCAUGUAAACACCAACUGGCCUAAACCCAUUCACUAAUAAACUUCUGAAUUGCAAGAAAACCUCUACUCUUCCUGUGCUACAGCUGAGGCACAGGCCCUGGGUCUUUGGACUCCAACUAGCUCAAAGCCAGCAGGCUCUCAGUUUUCCUUCCAUUGGCUAAAUUUACCCUUCAGUAUUCAGAGCUUAGCAGCCAAGACACUCAGGUGCUAGAAUUGUUUUCUCUAAGGGCAAAACAUUUUUCUGAGGGCUCUGAGAACUCUUUGUGGAGUUAUCCAGGAUGUGAGUUUAAGGGCUUCUCUGGAAGCCAGAAAUUCAUUUUAUGCGAUU
Molecule: messenger RNA, 2090 nt
Organism: Choloepus didactylus (southern two-toed sloth)
Lineage: Eukaryota; Metazoa; Chordata; Mammalia; Pilosa; Megalonychidae
Gene: TCP11
Product: t-complex 11
Exons: 10
Coding region: 129-1631 (500 amino acids)
Biological process (GO): regulation of sperm capacitation
Cellular component (GO): acrosomal vesicle; sperm flagellum
Source: RefSeq, a predicted model, not a curated record